Molecule: messenger RNA, 917 nt
Organism: Gorilla gorilla gorilla (western lowland gorilla)
Lineage: Eukaryota; Metazoa; Chordata; Mammalia; Primates; Hominidae
Gene: DYNLRB2
Product: dynein light chain roadblock-type 2
Exons: 4
Coding region: 264-902 (212 amino acids)
Biological process (GO): microtubule-based movement
Cellular component (GO): cytoplasmic dynein complex
Source: RefSeq, a predicted model, not a curated record
UCUCCGUCCACGCCCCGCCGUUCCAAGCACGCCGACCGGCAAGGACCUUCGCACCCAGCUUCUGGGGCCCGCCCAGGCACGGGCGGUCCAGGGGCCGCGGCGGAGGCUGGUGGCUCCAGGAUCUUCCUGGAGGGGCGAGAGGGAGGCCUUGGAAAGGGGCAAGAAGAUGUCUAGAUGAGUGGAAGCUGUCUUGGGAAUUGAUUUCGCGGGGGUGGUACAUAGGGACGGGUGAUGUUGAGAAAGGGAAGAGAGAGAUUUAGAGGAUGAAGAAUGCUCAGGGGAGUGAGACAUCCGGGGAGCCAGGAAAGUUUCCAAAGAGGGGGCGGGAGGCCGAGAUGGAGAGGAAAAAAAAUCAGAGCCUUAGAGAGAAGGAAGAGGUGGGACAGGGAAAGCAAGGGAAUGGAAGGGUGAGAAGGGAAGAUACUGAGAAAGAAGAAAGGGAAAUAAAGAAAAAGGAAAGAAGUGAUGGGAGACCCGCCCCCCUCCCCCCAGAAAAAGAGGCAGAGGUGGAAGAAACCUUAAAGAGGAUCCAGAGUCAUAAAGGGGUUAUUGGAACUAUGGUUGUAAAUGCAGAAGGUAUUCCCAUCCGAACAACCUUGGACAACUCAACAACUGUUCAAUAUGCAGGCCUUCUUCAUCACCUGACAAUGAAAGCCAAAAGCACAGUUCGUGAUAUUGAUCCUCAGAACGACCUGACUUUUCUUAGGAUCAGAUCAAAGAAACAUGAAAUCAUGGUAGCUCCAGUGUCCUCACUCUGGCUACACAUCAAAUCACUUGGAGGACUUUUUAAAAUUUUUUCCAUUCCUGGGACUGCACCCCAAACCAAUGAAAUCAGAAUCUCUGAGGCCCUAGGAAAUGGGUAUUUUCUAAAGACUGAACAGGUAAUUCAUACGUGCAGAUAGGGUGGGAAACCAUCU